CAAAACACAACAACGAUAGCGAUUCUGUGAACUGUUUUCAAUCUCAGAAAAAAAAAAAAGCUCGCUUUCAACUUUUCUUUUUUUCUUCCGUCUCUGUUUUUAAUGCAUAACGAAGCAACUUCCUCCAUAACAACUCUCGAUGACUGACCUCAGCUCCUCGAGUCUACGCUCCGAAGCUCAGAAGCCCACCGGAAACUCACCUCCUCCUCCAACCGAUCCCGGACACGUCAGCAUCGCCCUCACACCUCCUUCUCCAACACCACCCUCCGCCGCCACCAACACCCGCAAAAUCUCUCUCCUCCCACUGAUCUUCCUAAUAUUCUACGAAGUCUCGGGCGGCCCCUUCGGGAUCGAAGACACCGUCAGAGCAGCGGGACCGUUACUAGCCAUCCUCGGCCUCAUCGUCUUCCCAUUCGUAUGGAGCAUCCCGGAAGCGCUCAUCACCGCCGAGAUGAGCACCAUGUUCCCGGAGAACGGCGGCUACGUCGUCUGGGUCUCCUCCGCGUUAGGACCUUACUGGGGGUUCCAGCAAGGCUGGGUGAAAUGGCUGAGCGGCGUCAUCGACAACGCCCUCUACCCCAUCCUCUUCCUCGACUAUCUCCAAUCCGGUUUACCGGUUAUCUCACGUGGUCUCCCACGUGUGGCUUCGGUUAUCGCGUUGACUUUCGCGUUGACUUAUUUGAGCUACAGAGGUUUAAGUAUAGUUGGUGUAGCUGCCGUUGUGAUCGGUGUUUUCUCGAUUUUACCCUUAGUGGUGAUGUGUUUAGUGUCCAUACCAAAGGUUGAGCCUUUACGUUGGCUUACCACAAGCCAACGUAAAGGUGUAGACUUUAGUUUGUAUCUCAACACUCUGUUCUGGAACCUUAACUACUGGGACUCGAUCAGUACUCUCUCCGGAGAGGUUGGUGAACCGAGUAAAACCUUACCCAAAGCUCUUUUUUAUGCUCUGCUUUUAGUUGUGUUAUCUUACAUCUUCCCGGUUUUGUCCGGGACGGGAGCUCUGCCUCUAGAUCAGGAGCGUUGGACCGAUGGUUACUUCGCGGAGAUAGGGAAAGUGAUAGGAGGGGGGUGGUUGGGUUGGUGGAUUCGAGCUGCGGCUGCUGCGUCAAACAUGGGGAUGUUUUUAGCUGAGAUGAGUAGCGAUUCGUUUCAGCUUCUCGGUAUGGCUGAGCGCGGGAUGCUACCUGAAGUCUUUGCUAGAAGAUCGCGGUACGGAACUCCCUGGGUUGGGAUACUGUUCUCUGCCUCUGGUGUGGUUGUGUUGUCGUGGCUGAGCUUCCAGGAGAUCGUGGCUGCGGAGAAUUUGCUGUACUGUUUUGGGAUGGUGUUGGAGUUUAUAGCGUUUGUGAGGCUGAGGGUGAAGCAUCCGGCUGCGUCGCGGCCUUUUAAGAUACCUGUAGGGGUUUUGGGGUCGGUGAUCAUGUGUGUUCCUCCGACUGUGUUGAUUGGUUUCAUUGCGGCGUUUUCCGACUUGAAAGUUGCUGGGGUGAGUCUUGCUGCUGUAGUGUUUGGGCUUGUGUUGCAACCUUGUCUGAAGAAAGUGGAGAAAAAAGGUUGGCUUAAAUUUUCAGUCAGCUCUCAUCUACCAGACCUGAUGGCCUAAGCAACAUCAGGUUUGAUGGUGUAGACUGUGGAUGAUGAAGCUUUUGGUUUUACCUUUGAAUCAGAGCUUAAAGAGGAUUCAACACAACUGAAUAAAGAAGACUUUUACAUUUGAAUACACACUCUUGUUUUUUUCUUCCCUUGCUUUUUGCACAUCACAAGGAUUUAGAAUUUUCUAAGACUAUAGUGAACCAUUUUAUGAAAUUUUAAGUUCAGACAAAAUACAUAUAUUGCAGUUUUACUGUUUGGAAAUAUACCAAAAUGCUAAAAAAAA
Brassica oleracea var. oleracea is the source of this 1876-nucleotide messenger RNA. RefSeq names its product polyamine transporter RMV1. Gene Ontology annotation, biological process: transmembrane transport. The transcript has a single exon. The coding region runs from base 140 to 1603 and encodes 487 amino acids. Gene Ontology annotation, cellular component: membrane. Gene Ontology annotation, molecular function: transmembrane transporter activity. The record is from RefSeq and is a predicted model, not a curated record. Lineage: Eukaryota; Viridiplantae; Streptophyta; Magnoliopsida; Brassicales; Brassicaceae.